AUGUCUAUCAAACGCAAACGCUCAACAGGAUCUCUCUUCACAGCCUCGACAUUUGAGGCCUCUCCGACACCAUUUUCAAGCUCCCCAUACCGCCUACCGGAAAUCUUUGUCCAAAGCAAGACCCAUGAACAAUCAUCACCACUCAACUGGAAGCCGUUCUCUUCGACAGUGGGCUCGGAAGACACGCAAAGGACACCAGAGUUGAACAGUCGGACACGGAAACGCUAUCGGGAUGGUCGACCAGAAGAAGCAGAGAUACACGCAUCAACUGUAGAGAAACUCUUCUCAGCGCAAAAAGAACAUCCACACGCAUCGCCGCUACCAUCGCAACAAUCACAACUCCAACCAGAUUCACAAAUUGCAAACACAGACGCACCGCAACGAUCGACGUUGCACUCCUUCUGGCACUUGCCACAGAAUAUACAGCUACCACACGCCGGCCAGCCUACACCACAACAAGAAGUCUUGACAUGCGAUGGUUGUGACGGUGUGUUAGUGCCGGAAUACAGCAUGGACACAUUGGAUAUAGAUACAGCCUGUGGAGCAUGUGGAAAACACGUUUGCAACACCUGCGCUGUUGCAGCAGACAUGAGGCUAUGUCUAGACUGCGCCAUGCAGAGCUGA
Molecule: messenger RNA, 624 nt
Organism: Aureobasidium subglaciale EXF-2481
Lineage: Eukaryota; Fungi; Ascomycota; Dothideomycetes; Dothideales; Saccotheciaceae
Exons: 2
Coding region: 1-624 (207 amino acids)
Source: RefSeq, a predicted model, not a curated record